Molecule: messenger RNA, 981 nt
Organism: Psilocybe cubensis
Lineage: Eukaryota; Fungi; Basidiomycota; Agaricomycetes; Agaricales; Agrocybaceae
Exons: 3
Coding region: 1-981 (326 amino acids)
Source: RefSeq, a predicted model, not a curated record
AUGCCCACACUUCUCAACCAUGCAUCAGGCAGCGCCAAUCCAGCCACUUCGCAGUCCGCGCUCUGGGCAUACCUUCAGCCUGCGCUAGAUCAUAUUGUUAAAUCUCCUUCAAACGAUCCGAACGGUAAAGCGCCAGCCAUAGAUUUCGGACUUUACGCUGGGAUACAUUCGGCCUGCUACAACUAUUUUACUGCACAGAGUGAAGCAAAUGCUGCCAACCCAUCUGACGACGACGAUAGUCAACCUGCCAGUGGGACGGACAUCUACGUUCAACUGGACAAGUAUUUUGAAGAAGCUGCACGCGAAUUAUCUCUCGGCGCUCCUCUGGACGAUAUCACCCUGAUCCAAUACAUAGUGCCCGCCUUCAACCGCUACCACGCAGGGGCGCAGUCCGCGAACCGACUGCUGAGUUACGUCAAUCGGCACUACGUCAAGCGCGCGGUGGACGAGGACCGCGGAUGGCUCCGCCUCUCUGACGUGCUCGAGUCCGUCGCGAAAACGCUCACGAACGACGAUUCGCGCGAGAUCAUCACACGCAAGCUGCGGGAGCGGCGGGCGGACGAGCUGCGCAAGUGGGGGUACCGUGAUGGGGAUUCGAGUGAGCGGGUCGCAUUUGCGGAGGCGUGUGCAGAGGCCGCGAGUCCGCUUGACCGUGUCGUUCCUGUUGCUUCGCUCGCCCUGCGCCGUUUCAGAACGGAGUUUAUGGAGCCUUUGCUUGCGACUCCGAAAAAUAAAGGAAAGUCGAAAGCCAAGAAUAAAGUAUCAAAACCUUCAGGGCCAAAUCCUACCCGUCCGAAAGGACGCUUGGCUCGCGCGGUAAAGGAGCUGCUCGAGACGGACGCUGUAGAUGAAGAGGAGAGAUAUCAUCUAGCGUCAAGUCUUGCGAGGGCUCUUCAGAUUAUUGGUGUGAAAGAAGAAAAUCUGCUACGCAAAAAACUAGACAAAUACGUCUUUUCUUUCAAACUGUAUACUACAAAUUGA